Messenger RNA from Sebastes umbrosus (honeycomb rockfish), 1902 nucleotides. RefSeq names its product dynactin subunit 6-like. The transcript is spliced from 7 exons. Gene Ontology annotation, cellular component: dynactin complex. NCBI's taxonomy places the organism in Eukaryota, Metazoa, Chordata, Actinopteri, Perciformes, Sebastidae. The record is from RefSeq and is a predicted model, not a curated record. Gene Ontology annotation, biological process: mitotic spindle organization. Bases 120 to 815 code for a protein of 231 amino acids. Gene Ontology annotation, molecular function: dynein complex binding.
AGCCAAACAGUAGCUCUGCUGUGUGGAGGUUUCUGACACCGAGCUGCCUUUUUUUGCACUGCAGCACAGAGACGAGAUGCACAUACUGUACACCCAGAGGUUACUGCCUGCCUCCCUCCAUGCUAGGGUGGAAUGAUAAUGAGAAAGCAUGCAGGCAGAAUAUUCAUAGGCUGUCACACAUUACUGUGAUUCUUGAAGAGAGGAGAAUGCAUAGGAUAUAUGAGGUGUACAGCAAGAUAUGUAAAGACACUCCACAGACAGGCAGUGCUAAGAUUGCAGCUGGAGCUGUUGUGUGUGUUGAAAGCGAGAUAAGAGGAGAUGUGACCAUUGGUGCUAGAACAGUUGUCCAUCCCAAAGCCCGGAUCAUAGCAGAGGCAGGGCCUAUUAUCAUUGGAGAGGGUAAUCUAAUAGAGGAGCAGGCACUUAUUAUUAACAGUUAUCCAGAGAAUAUCAUGCCAGACACAGAAGGAGUGGAGCCAAAAACCAUGACAGUUGGGACCAAUAAUGUGUUUGAAGUUGGAUGCGUCUCACAGGCUUUGAAGAUUGGAGACAACAAUGUGAUUGAGUCUAAAGCUGAUCUUGGGAGAAACGUGAUCCUGACCAGCGGAUGCAUCAUUGGCGCGUGCUGCCAGGUCAACACGUGCGAGGUCGUGCCAGAGAACACGGUAGUUUACGGUUCAAACUGCAUCCGCCGUGUGCAGAGCGAAAAGCCACAGCCUCAGACUCUGCAGCUGGACUUCCUCAUGAAGAUUCUGCCCAACUAUCACCACCUGAAGAAGACAGUCAAAGGAAACAGCACGCCUGUGAGGAACUGAGAUGGAGUUGGAUCCUUCCGCAACCCAAAGCAUCUGCACAAUUCCCUCAACUUGCACUUGUCUUUCACUUUGGUGUUGUUCCUUAAUGUCUAGUGGAAUACCUCUGACCAUCACACAAUCUACAUUUCUUCCAUUCAUAUGGAAUAUGAAUCAUAUGAGGAAUGCCUCAAUUCUUCAACACGUGUUACAAUUUCUGGUUUUGCACUUUUGCUUUCAGACCAAGACUAUUUAUGAUAUAUUUUGGACCUGAAUUUGAAAAUCCUCUUGUGCCAUUUUUAUGUUAAUCAAUUAUACUCGUAUAUAUUUAUAAUUGUUCCAAUAAAAAUACAAAAAAUAUUGCAAUAAAUAGCAAUAAAGAUUGCAUUUAAGCGUGCAUUCCUCCAAGUGUUGUUUCUACAUUUCCUAUAUUUUAUGACCACAAGGAGGGACUAUUGAGCAACUGUUUGUUUGCCCUCUGUACUGUCAACUCUGAAGGCUUUGUUUCAUCAGGUGAUGCAAAAUAUCCAGUUAAAAUAGCAUUUAUUAAUAAUACACCUAAAAAUAUCUAUAUCAUCAUGUUUUUGAGCUAAAAAAAUAGUCAUAAAAUCAAGUUUAUGGGUCACUGCAUUGGUGACUCUAAGCUGAUUUACCAUUUAAAAAGUGCAAUUAGCAAAAAUGAUGCCUAAAACUUUGGAUGUCUAACAUCUUGGAUUCAGUGGUUGCCAGUCCGGUGCCCUCCCACCAGGUGUUGCCAAAUUGGUGCCGUGGGUACAGUGGGAUUUCCAUACAAAGCGUGGUUCAUUGUGAUUGACACGGGCGUGGUUGCAACGUGCAUUUCUACUGCAGCACGGGCCUGAAUAAUGCCUGGCGCCCCUCCUCCUCAUGUCUGAGCCCCUCGGGUGGUGCUCCCAUCUGUGCCACGGCCACGCGGAUUUGGGUGCGGAUAGGCAUGCGUGGUGGAGACCCAGUAGCAAGACUUGAAACUUGACUUGGACUUGGACAAAAAAUUACUUGUGAGCAUCUCUGUUUUUUAGUUCAAUAAAGUAUAUUUUGUAACUUAUAGCACUUAUAGCCAAUGAUUUAUGUAUAAUUAAAGAGACUUGCUCCG